Molecule: messenger RNA, 2194 nt
Organism: Loa loa (African eye worm)
Lineage: Eukaryota; Metazoa; Nematoda; Chromadorea; Rhabditida; Onchocercidae
Exons: 12
Coding region: 28-2163 (711 amino acids)
Biological process (GO): positive regulation of rRNA processing; positive regulation of transcription by RNA polymerase I
Cellular component (GO): nucleolus
Molecular function (GO): protein binding; RNA binding
Source: RefSeq, a predicted model, not a curated record
UUAGGAAAGCCAUGCAGUAGAGAUCAAAUGGAUUGGAAUAGUUGGGAAGAGUUCAGAAGAACUGGAUUUGACAUCGUUGAAGCCGCCGUAAAAUUCAGCUCUGAUAACAGGCAAGCAUUUAUUGUUUCCAAUAACGAUGUAAUAGUCGUGGAGGUAAAUAGUGGUCAUCGUAUACAGUUUCUCACUCAUCCUGCAAAGAUUGUCAGCCUUUAUUAUGCAUUUCCGGGCAAAGCAAUAACUUAUACCGCUGAUGGUACAGAAUAUAUCUGGAGCACUGAUACGUGGGCUGUUCUACGUUGUCGCGAACUGAAUUGUGUGCCAAUUAACGUCUGGCACUCAUGUGAAACAACUUUGGUUGUGACUAAAAGUGAGAAUAAAGAAUUGAUUGUUACGAAGGUCGACGGAAAUGAAGUUCUGCAAAACCAGGAAAUUCUACGAACUGGGCCACAUAAUAUUGGAUCUUCUCAAUUUGCUGUUACGGCUGAUUACUUUGUGUGUUGUGAGAAACUUUUUGUAUAUCUCUACACUUUUAAUGAGGAUGGAGUUAAACGAUUCAAAUAUAUUGGUAAAGCUGAUUUCAUGGAUUCGUCACUGCUGGAAUUUAUAAGCAUUGCAGCGCUUGGAGAUAUAGUAGCAGCUGCAAUAUCAUUUGGCCGCGUAUUUAUAUGGAAUGACGUGAGUCGGAAGGGUAUCAGUUCGUUCAGUCACUCAGUGCAUUGGCAUAAAUGGGCUCCAUGCUUGGCUCUAACCGAAUCAAAUACUUUAUUUUCUGCUGGUGAUGAAGGUGUUUUGGCGAAAUUUUCUCUCUCAGAGUUAAAGUCAAUAUCUAAGCCACAACUAUUACCAAGAUUGCAAGCACCAGUUCGAAGGCUUAAUCUUUCUGAAGAUGGUUCUAUUGUGGCUGUUGUACUGGCUGAUAAUUCGGCACAUUUCAUUCUCAGUUCAACACUUAAUGUUUUCUCUUCAAUGGAAUCAAUUCUCUGUUCUCCGAAAAAGUCGCUCUUUCCCCUUACUGAGGAUCCCCUUUACACAAACUAUGUUGUACACAGUGCACGUCCUGGUUUUAUGCAGUGGAUUGUACCAUCUACAAUGAUCUCCAUUGCAACGGUUGAUGUGUCCAGAGAGAAUCCGAUAGAGGGAGAAAAUAUAUUUUCUGAUACAACAGGCUAUAUAGACGUUUGUGAAGUUGCAUUGUCGCGGACAAUGGUAGUGACCGCUGAUUGUGAUGUCAGUUUGGAUAUGCCAAAUAAUCGGUUGCAGUUUUGGCGUCGAAAUGAAGAUUUGGGUUCUUUUGCUUUAGAAUAUUGCGAGUUAUGUAUUGAUGGAUUUAUAAAGUUUAUUCGGGCCUGUCUUGACUAUGAUAUGUUCGUUACUGCUGAUGAUAAGGGAAUUCUGUGCACAUGGGAAAGAGUAAAAAGUGAUGAGAAAAAGUGGUAUAAGUCGAGCGAAGUUCAUUGGAUGAAUGUUCCUAUUUUGCAUAUAUCAAGGAUACAAAAAUCACAUUUUGCUGCAAUUCAUAAUAUUAGUCAGAAGACCGAUGGAAUUGUUGCACUGUGGUGUGUGGAACAGGAAAAAUCUCCACGCGUGCUUUACGUCCAUCAGGGCAACGGCAAACUUACAGCAGUGGAAUGGGGUCCUUUGAACAAUGUCAACUUACUUAUCAUAUCAUCUGAAAGUUGUAUCUAUGCUUUCAACAUAUGUACACUUGCGCCAUUAUGGAUUGUUUGCGAACCAGAUUUAAAACUUGCCAUAACAUCGCACUUUACGGUUGCAUAUAAUAAAAACGUUGUUUCUGUUAUCGAUAGCUCUUCCGGCACCUUACUAUGUCAAAGGAAGUUAAAUUCAACCCCAGAAAGUGUUAUUGCUGUUGGAGAGGGCCGAACGUUUACAGUGGUUGCUGCCUACGAAAAGGGCUAUGGAGUGAUCGCGAGGUCAGAAUUGCUAGAGGAAGCCCAAAAGCAAUUGUAUAAAAGGAAUACAGCAUUGAAGAAGACUCCGUUCUCAAAUUUAUUGACUAUUGGUAAAAAGGAAGUUAAAAGUAACGAAGUUUUUGUUGAAACUUCAUCCAAUUUGGGAAUCUUCUCUGGACCAUCGUAUUCGCUUGCACCUAUGCCAUAUUUGGCUCAGAAAUUUAUUCGUUCGUGUUUUUUAUUACCCCAGUAAUUAUGAUACUACUGGGCAGUACUAGUUAUGC